Molecule: messenger RNA, 926 nt
Organism: Durotheca rogersii
Lineage: Eukaryota; Fungi; Ascomycota; Sordariomycetes; Xylariales; Xylariaceae
Exons: 3
Coding region: 160-627 (155 amino acids)
Source: RefSeq, a predicted model, not a curated record
CAUGUGUUAGGCGUAAUAUAUAAACCGGAACCGACACCUCGAACUCCCGUAGCGAAGUCGAUCGAACCGUCUCUGCUUCUCCCCUCUCGCCGCCCCUCUCUCAUCCGAAAGUCAGUCAACAACCCACCUGCGUCGCGCCCAAGGUAAUCCGCAACCAACAUGCGCGUAACCACUCUACUAGCCGUGGCCUCGGCACCCCUCGCGGCGCUCGCGGCGCCUGUGCCGGUCCCGCUGGCGGCAGUCGCGGCUCUCAUCGCGAGGCAGGGGACCUCCAAGUUCUGCGAGCGGAUCACGCCGGCGCCGUCGGCCGAGGAGACGGAGAAGCGGUUCAACGAGUUCGCGGACCUGUUCCUCGUCAAGAAGGACGUGUACAAGGCCUUUGAGUACAUCUUGCCCGAGUACAUCAACCACAACCCGCUGGCGCAGAACGGCGCGCAGAACGCGCUCAACAUCCUGGGGCCGAUCUGGGGCAGCCAGUCGAUCACGGUGCUGGCCACCAAGUUCGAGGGCCCCAUGUCGUGGCUCAACUACCGGAGCGGGUUCGGCACGAUCGUGGACCGGUACCGCUGGGAGGACGGCUGCAUCAUCGAGCACUGGGACCAAGGAGAGAGGUUCCCGGCGAAUUAGGGCGGCACAAGGGUGCGAGGGACUGCGCAGGGGGGUAGAAAUUCUAAGGAUCGGGGAUGCUGUAUCUAGAUAUACGCCAUCGCUUUUCCGAUGACCUGAAUUAGAGGCUUCAUCUUGUCGCAGAAUCGAUUCAUGAGACCUUGGGUGAACACGUGUCGCGGGCGCGUCUUGCCGUCUGAGUUGGACUCGUCGUGCCGUGGGAAUGGGCGUAGCUAAAGCAAAGAAACAGAAUAGAGUACCUAGGUCUAGUUCUAGAGACCUGGUUAACGGUGGCAUUGCGGAAGCGGGCAAGCUGGCGG